AAUGAAUAAAGCAUGUUGAGUGCGGCAGCUAGGCGGAAAUUUGCGUCUGUACAGUUGCGCAGGCGCUGAGUGCUGCCUCUGCGGCUCGCCGAAUCACUCUGUGUUCGACCGCGAAACUGCGCGCGCGCCUCAAUGCCUUAAAAUAAUACGGCCUUAUCGCUAGUGCUUUUACAAGAUUGAUAAGAUUGUUACAUCAGUGUGAUAAGAAACAUUUAAGUCCGAUAACGGCUCGCGGGCGGACAGUUCAUGGAAAUGCUUAGGCUGAUGUGUAAUUAAGUUUGAAGACAACAUACCACAUUGUUGGUAGCACCAGCGUUAUUGUGCUAGAAACCGUCGAAUGUCGCGGCACGCACUAUGGGGACGACGAAAAGGCUGAAGAUUACAGUCGUGGGCGACGGUAUGGUCGGCAAAACCUGCUUGCUGUAUGUCUAUACAAAGAAUGAAUUCCCAGAAGAAUAUGUGCCUACAGUGUUCGACAACUACGUAGACCGCAAAGUAGUGGACGGCGAGGAGGUGGAAAUGGCGCUGUGGGACACGGCUGGCCAGGAGGACUACGAGAGGCUGAGGCCUUUGUCUUACAGCAACACGCAUUGUUUCCUGGUGUGCUACUCCGUCAGCAGCCGUUCGUCCUACGAGAACGUGAUCCACAAGUGGUAUCCAGAGCUCAAGCACUUCAGCGAGUCCGUGCCUAUAGUUUUAGUAGCUACCAAAAUCGAUCUUCGAGGAACAGACAAGGCUGUCAUUACUACUCAAGAAGGGAAAAAAUUAAAGAAAAAAAUUAGGGCUGCCCAACUAGUGGAGUGUUCGGCACUGGAGCGCGUCAACAUGGAUCUCGUGUUCGAGGAGGCGGUGCGCGCGGCACUGCGCAAGAAGCCUGUGCGUGCGCGAGCCUGUAACUACCUCUGACCGCCCGCCUGCCCUGAAGCCCAGCAUUCACAUGCAAGCCAUUACUUAGGAUUAGUCGCUGGCGACAAAUCCAGAUUAUCUCUAAGCGACAAAUCCCUCACACAUCGAAAUUGUAAUUGCAAAACUCGAGUCGAUAGACAAUAGCAACUGAUACAUGAAUACGCGGGUGGGAUUAGUUAGUCGCUAAUUUUUUCAGUAUUACAGAGGCUCAGUUUUAACCUACAUAUACUUAUGGCAAUUGUAAUGUUUCUACGUCCAGGGCAGGGCUUGACAAUCCACAAAAGCGAAUAUGUAUGCUGUCUAUACAUGUGCAACGACGGAUUGAAAAGUGUGAAUAGUGAUAACCACGGGAUAGUUGUAAAUGAAAUGCUGGGCUCUUACUUCCACUUUUUUUUAUUUGUGUGCAUGAUGUUGGGCUACAGAUAAAUAGACACAAAAUGUUGUGAGAUGCUUCAUACUCAUCACCGCGGGCCUCGACACACAACGCGCCAUGUCUUGGGUUUGACAUUUUGAAACAAUUGACAUAUAUACACCGUGGGCUGGUUAAAACCAACAGAUUUUAAAGGUGUAUGCUUGAUCGCAUUUAGAGACUAAAAUGUCAUACAAAGUUUCUGAAAUUGGUCUUGUUUCAAAACCGAGACGGAUGGAGAUCGAGGGGGGAGACCUUUGCCCAGCAGUGGGACACCAUAUAGGCUAGUAAUAACUCAAUGAAAACACCUUUUUUGACUGCCACUCUGCCACUGUGUCAUGUGUGACUUGGUUUAGACAUACCUACUGACAAACAUUAAAAGUUUAGAGGAAACUCCCAAUUUUUGUCAGUAAAUAAAAAAAAACUUUCCCAUUUAUUGUAAUGUUUUUUUUUCGCCAAGAUUUAAAAAGAUAUAACGUGUGGUGUGCAAAAUAGUAUUUUAUACAAUCGUGAUAUAAUAGAGAGCUUUUCAGUCGAGUACCGUGUUUUGGCAUCGAAGCUUGCUGAGUUGCCAAAGUGAGGUACGAGAUUGAAAAGCUGGAUUAUACCACUAUUGUAUACAAUACUUUUUCUACAAACUAAUAAAAUCAUACAGGUAAACAAGCCAAAAGUAUACAGCUAUUUAAGAUACGCGAGCAGCCGCGAUACCUUCAUACUCGUACUCGCGGUUUUCGUAGUCUAUGGAUGUUGCUAUAUUAAGGGUGUCACAUGUGCGUUUAUGACUUAUGAAGCAAUUGUUUCUACUAUACAACCUAAAAUAAAUAAUUAAUUUGAGCUAUCGUUUUGUUUCGUCCUCAUGACCGUGGCGAGCUGUGAUUGGUCCAUUUCAUUAUAGUUGACUAAACCGUUUCAAAAUGAAUAUUAUAGUUGAGUUGGGAGCCCAUGAUACACUAAAAGUACCCAAUUACAGUUUGAUAUACGAAAUCUUAAUUCAACUAUUACAGUCGACGAGUAGAAAAUUUUUUUGCUCCAUAUGACCUCGGGAUUGCGUGGUUAUAAUCUGUAAGGUUUUACCAGUCCACGGUGUAUAUGUAAUAUACUUCUUAAACAUGCUGGACGCUCUUUAUACAUAUACAUAUUAUAGUCUGACUGACCAGUGGUGCCAGAAGCAGAAGGAGCUAAAAACCUCUACGUAGGAACCUUUCUUCUGGCGGGUGGUUUUAAAGAUGCUCCGGUGACAUCACAUGUUGGCCAAACUGUAAGUAAUAUCAUUAUGUAUGUAUUAUUCGAAAAUGAAUAAUAUUAGAUUUUGGCAUGAUAGUUAGUUGGAGUUAUGUCAAGUGUCCUAACCAAACUACUGAAAUAAUGCGAGUGUUAUAAGUUAAGAUACGCUACUAGUAUCUGUACAUUUUGUAUUAUUUAACUAUGAGCAUUUGUAUUAUUAAUGAUUAUAUAAGUUUCACCAUGUAAAGUACUGCCCUACAAAUAGAUUUUAUCCAAUUAA
This is a messenger RNA of Cydia pomonella (codling moth), 2819 nucleotides long. RefSeq names its product ras-like GTP-binding protein RhoL (gene RhoL). Gene Ontology annotation, molecular function: GTPase activity; GTP binding. NCBI's taxonomy places the organism in Eukaryota, Metazoa, Arthropoda, Insecta, Lepidoptera, Tortricidae. The coding region runs from base 355 to 906 and encodes 183 amino acids. The record is from RefSeq and is a predicted model, not a curated record. The transcript is spliced from 5 exons. Gene Ontology annotation, biological process: small GTPase-mediated signal transduction.